AUUAACCCUAAAGUGUUCAUGACGAUGAAAGAAGUUCAUAUCAGUCGAGUUUUGCCUAUUGCUGCCAGGAAGGUUCUCUCCCAGCCGCUAGCUCUUUCUCUUCGGCGCUUUUGUUGCUUGUAGCCGAGGAGGUUUUGAAUCUGCAAAUUGGUGGUUGGCCGAUAGAGUUGAGACAGCUUAUUGCUUAAAUGAUGUCGUAUUGGAUAGUGCUUUGAUAUAUUUUGCAAAUGGCUGCUGAUCAAUGGAAGAAACGUAUGAAUGCUGUAACCGUAGUUGGUUGCUCUCAGGACCAAAAUGGUUCUAAAAAGAGGAGACUUGGAGUAACUGAAUUUGGUUUUAAGAUGAGAUGUAAUGUCUCUCUUGUUUGGGAUGAGAAGAAAAAAUGUGUUGUUCCUAAGCGCAAUCAGAUUUGCAUUUCAUGGAGAGAUAUCAUUCCUUUUUAUGGUUCUGUUCCACACCACCACAGUAUUUUGGCUGAUGUUGUCACUGUGCCACAAGAAAUUUUUGAUUUGGACAAUUUAGCUGAAGUCCUUUCACAUGAGGUUUGGCAGACUUGUUUGUCUGACAAUGAGCGGAGCCUUCUUAUAAAAUUUCUUCCUAGAGGAACUGAUGCACCUAGACUGGUGCAUGAUUUGCUUGGAGGGGAUAACUUUCACUUUGGAAAUCCUUUCCUUCAAUGGAGUCGUUUUCUAUGCUCUGGCAAUUUACAUCCUGAUGGUAUCAUCCGCCAUCACCAAUCUAUCAAGUCUCAUAAAAAGGCUUACUAUAUGGAGUUGCAAAAUUACCAUGUCAAUAUGAUUGAGAACUUGAAGACCUGGAGGGACAAAUGGGUAAGCUGCAGGAACUUUGACGAACAAAUUGUGAAGAUUUUACGAAGGUCAAAAAAGCCUCAUGGGAAAAGAGGGCAUAUCUUAGAAUUUGAUGCUGAAGAAAAUCUUGUUAUCACACCUGAGUAUUCUUGGGCUGCUGGAGACAAAGAUUUUAGUAGUGACAGUCCAAACCCAUCAGUGUUGCAGGGAGCUAGUGAAAGGAGAAAAAUUAGCAUGGACAACCAAUAUGGAAAUUCAUUGGAUUGGAGUGAUAUGUCAAAGCAUAAUAAUGGAGAGCAGUUACAGAAAUGUAACAUACAACAGAUAGAUGGAUCGAAAUAUAUGUCUUACAUUAAGGUUAGCAAGGAGCACUAUCAACGCAUUAAGAAUAGCCUGAAGCAUAAUAGCAAUAGCAUCCACUCAAGGGCCCUAAACAAUGUUCUAGGUAACAUAGAAAAUCUCCAUGUGAAGCCCUUUGAAGCAUACGAGGAAGAAGAGACGCAGAAAUUACAUGAACACUGGAUGCAAUUGGCAAAAAGAGAUCUUCCUGAACAUUAUUCAAACUGGUUGAAGAGACAAUUAAAAAAAGGGCAUGUGAGGGACUCUAUAUGUCAUGAAAUUAAAGCAAAGCUGAGAUCCCUUAGUCAGGAUAGCUUGAGAGUAUUUUAUGAUCUCAAGUCUAUGGAAAUGAUAAGCAAAGAAGUAACAGAAAUUGCACCCACAUUGACAGCAGAGGGUGUCGAGGAUGACGAGGAAGGUACACCCAAUAGGUUUCUCCUACAUCCAAUUGAUAACAAUGAUGCGGGAGAUCACAGCUCAUCCAUUGUGUUGGUGGAGGAGGAAGAAACAGAUGAGCCUAUUUGCAUGGUUCAGGAGAAGGUCCAUUUUAACACUGCUACUACCAUCAAAGGCGAUAGUUGGUCCAGCUCUAGUUCUGAGCCAUAUGAGCAGGUGCAUCAAAUGGUCCCUCUUAGUGUCACUAAUGAGUUCUACCAGCUGGAUCCAGAACCAUGUGAUGAUGAUAUCAUAAAAAAAAUUGACAAAGAGUCUCCAUCAGUGUCAGAAUCAUUGAACAAAGAUGCCUUAAAUCAGGGGAGUCCUCUUUCUUCUAAUAAUAGCAUUUGGCCAGUCACUAGCAUGCCUAGGGGGGUCUUUAAAGCUACCUCAAUGAAUGAUGAAUACCGUGCUUCUGUGGAGCUGCUGCCACUAUCACAUCCGCAAGUUAUGGAUGAUCGAGCUUCCCACUUUGUUGAAGGGCUGUCAUGUAAAAAAGAAAUUGGGAAGGAGAGGUUGCACGGAGAAUCUAACAAUGUAUCUUUUAUCGGCUCUUACCAUGAUGACCGUAGUGAUGGUUUGCAAUCGUUCAUAGAGGGUGAUUCCCCUGGGUCAGUUCACAACAAGCAGGAACAUUCUUCACUGACUUUUCAUCCAAGAAGCGCCAAUUUAAUUGCAGAACCUUCUCAAUUUUCCGGCUCUUUGGUGCUGAGGCAAGGGGAACAUAGCGAUCUUUAUAUGCAGCAUCAGGAUGUUCUUGGAAAUGAGUACUCUGUUGGAGGCACAUAUCCAUUUCCACGAAGGCAUGGGAACUUGAAUGUCGCUAUGCCCGAUUGGGAUAUGAAUUCUAUUCGCAUGCCGGCGGCACAAAUUUCUAAUCCAAAUGGUUGUGGUGAUGUGUUGUUGGGUCAGAAUUGGUUCUCGGGUGAGAAUCGAGAACGUGGCGUCUGGUCUAGUUUGGAAAGCAGAGUUGGUCAAUCCCAAUGCACAAAUGGAAAUGCUUCUGAUCAGAGCUUAUUCAGUGUUGUAUCAGAGUGUAAUGAGUUGUGUCGUGGCAUCUCCUAUGAUACGGUGGGGUCCACCGAGCGGUUCAUGCUGCCCAGGAACUAUGGUCCGAUGGGCAUACAAAGUCCUUCAGGAGCAAACACGCAACAACCACCUGGUAAUAAUCUUCUGCUUACCUAUCUAAGCAGCCAUGAAGCUUCUGUCAGUUUUCCUACUACCAACCACAACAUGGGAUGGGUUAAUAAUGCAUCAAACCAGAGUUCCGGGUUACAGGAUUCAUUGGCUAAACCAUAUUUUUGAAGUCUUGGAGUCAAUAAUGGAUCUUUUUGGAAGACCGCUCUGUCUGCAGUUUUUUGAAGAGAACAUGUAGGCCAGAGCACUGGAGUCAGAUAACGGUAGUCUACUAAAAAAAGACGUCACGCACGGUGAGAUGAAUGGGAGCUCUAGUACACUAGUAUCAUUAUGGAUACAUUGACAAGAACAAACCCAUUUCAUGUACAUAUUGUUGGGAAUAAAAUUCCGGACAAAAAUGCAAUACAAUUUUUUUAAUGAAUCUGGAUAUUGUUCCUCUAAAGAUUGCUUAGAGCACUGGAAAUACGUUUGAAGCUCGGAGCUUCAAACUUGUGUUUCAAACCUUCUCUCAUUGCCACAUCAGCUUUAACCCUCAUUUAUCUUACAUCAUAGUUUCAGUGGAAAUAACUUUGAAGUCCUGGAGUUUCAAAUUAGGGUUUCAAAUAUUUAUUUUUUAAUUUUUAAUACACUGUAAAAGUAAAUUACUAAUAAGAAUUCAUUAAUUAAUUAAAUUUAAAUGACAAUAGUACAUUAAAUAAAAUAAAUUACAUUACAUUAUGAACGCAAGUUGCGCCUCAAGCCAUUCGGUUGAGGGCACGUAUGCUUGGGUGUCAUGCAUUAUGUCUCCCCUCUCGUGUGUGGAGUGGGAAUAGAU
This is a messenger RNA of Cuscuta campestris, 3534 nucleotides long. The record is from the annotation of a GenBank genome assembly. NCBI's taxonomy places the organism in Eukaryota, Viridiplantae, Streptophyta, Magnoliopsida, Solanales, Convolvulaceae.